GAUAACAAUAACAGGAGUAGGACGAGAACGAAUGAAACAGGACGGUGUCUUAAUCUGUUGCCUCUUAGUUUUAUUGUGUUAUCAAUUUUAGAUUAUUGUUGUGAGAUAGCGGUUUUUAUUGUGGAUUUCAAUAUAUUAUCAUUAUGGAAUUGAGAACAGUCUACAAACUGAAUUGAAGAGAAAUGAAUUUGUUUAGAUUCACAGAUUGAGAAAUGUGAUAGCAACGGCAACCAAACACCAGAAACCAAUUUGACACACAGACAACUGCUUGUAUAUUGUUCAAAAUGUCGGAUGGAAUACCCCAGUGGAAUUUGUUCCAGUUUAUGUUCAUAAGUGUGUUUACUUGUUAUGUGUCGUUUAUGCGUCUGCCUACUGGAGGUCUUGAAGUCAUCUCUCAGUUUCUUCUACUCAUCUUUGUCUGUGUGCCAGCUUUAUUUAUACAGUUGAAAUUAGGAGGCUAUCUGCAGAAAGGCAUUGUGGGAGUCUUUGGUCUAUACUUCCCAAUAUGGAAAGGAGUUGGGCUAGCAGCAUUGAUUGAACUGUUAAUUCGUAUAUCACAUUUUGCUCCUAUAGUAGCACAGUUUGGAACCUAUGCUUUUAUAUCCAUAUCAGAAUCACCAUAUGUAUGGGGUAGUUGUGCUAAUCUACGUAAUAAUCGUCAUUGUGUUGAUGAUAAAACGGCAAAUCAAUAUAACCAAAUGACAUUUGAAUCUUCUCGUCCAGAAGAAUUGUUUUACAAGCAUGAAUUUUUACAAAUGUCUAGUGGUAUUGAGGAUAUGAAUGGAUUCCCACAAUGGGAAUUUACUGAGAUUGCUAGGAAAGCUGAGGUAUCCCUGAUGCCAGUAACCUUGGCAAUUGUUUGGGUAUUAGUGUUCUUAUUGGUUGGUUUUGGUGGACGUGUCUGUGGCUGGAUACUAUUUUUACUGGGACCUGCUGCUCUAUCCUGCCUAUUAGCUGUAUUGGGAUAUGGCUAUGCUCACUUAAAGAUAGAACCUGCAGUGAGUUUUCUGAAACAACGAUAUCUAUUUAAUGAUGACAGUGGAUUAUUGCAGAGUUUUAUGAAUGGUUUCCAGACAUUGAUGUGUGCUAUGCCUAUAUGGACAGCUAUUGCUACCACCAUGGGUAAAUUAUGUGGUCGUGGACGUACUACACGUAACAUUUCAUGGUUAGUAGUUGUAGCAGUGUUUGUUGUAGUAUCACAGAUACCACCUAUAGCUAUGGCACCAUAUCUAGGUAAUAUGAUAUUUGAUAAACAAGCUCCAGGUUUCGGAGAAGCAGGAGGACCUAGUAUAAUCUUAUGGCAGAUGCCAGCAGCUUUUACAGCUCUUAAUAUUCCACAGCCAUAUUCAUUCCUGUUUUUACUAUCAGCCUUCCUCUUCGGUCUUAUGUUCUUGUGUAUAGGAUGUCUAACGAUAGUUGAUAAUAUAAUGGAUAGCUUAGAAGAAUGGGUCAGUAGAAAAUCAUGUAGUAAAAUAGCUGUACAUUUACUCAUGUCAUUUGUUGUCAUGUGUAUAGCCAAAGGACUUGGUAUUCUACAAACCACUCGGGCUGGUUUGUACUAUUUUGGGCUGAUUGACCAAUCAAUAACAAGAUUACAGUUUAUAUUGAUUGAUUUGUUGGCGUUUGGUCUAGUAGUUGUUUAUCUAAGACAGAAUUUUGCCCUUGCUGAAAGAAUCAUUAUGGCUUUAUGGGUAUUUUUCGCAGCAACAACAUCUUCUGGCGUAUGGUUUUAUGUUUUCCAUAAAACUAAAGAUGCACCGAUGAAGUUAAUGGGAGAAAGUUAUAUCUAUAAUGAUUCAUGGAAAAUUGUUAGUUGGGUUAUAGCUGCCUUUCCUUAUAUAGGUGUUAUCAUUGGAGUUAUCCAUGCUGUAGUUGUAGCUAGAGGGAAAAUCACCAGCUGUUUUUGUGGUAUUACUGAACGAGUACGUGAACAAGAACAUGAUGCAAAUGGCUACCAUCAUCCCCCACCACCCCUACCUGAACCAACUGCUCCCCCAUACACCUACAUGGAACAGACAUAUCCCAUGGAUGAUAUGAUGUAUAAAAUGGACUAUGAUCCACCGGAGUCCGAACCACUCACAAGUCAUGGAACACGCAUUUAAAUGGAUUUUUUAUAUACUUGUGUACAGAACCUGACAUGUAAAAAAUAACUGCAGCAUGGAGAAUUUUUUUUUUUGUAUUUAAAGAGAUUAAGAUAUGGCUGCCUUACUCACAGAGAGAACAUUAUACCGGAAAUAACUUAUUUAAGAGUUAUUAUAUAUUCAAAUAUUCCAUUCCAUUGAAAACAAAUUACCCAAAAAUGUGGAAUUUUACAACUAUUGUUUUGUCUUUUAUUGUGAAAAAUAACAAAAAUCGUUGUGAAUAGUUUGUGAAAUCGGUUUUGUUUAUAAAACUAUGUUUAAUGUGUUUUUUUGUCGGUGAAUAGUUUUAGAGUUAGUGUAGAGAAAAGAAAAUACACAUAUAUACAACAACUGAGGUGUACCAAUCAAUAGAAGUAGGAAAUGAGAGAAUUUAACAGUAUAUUUUUUAUUGUGUAAUUAUUUCGACAGUGUUGUUAUAUAUAAUAUAUUGAUAAUAGGAUGUGGUAUAACAAAACAGUAGGACAUUAAACCCCAUUUCAUUUAUAUAACAAACAUUGAUUAAUGAUGGGAUGGCCGAAUGGUUAGUGCGUGCGCGCUGUAUCAUAAGGUCUGUCAUUGAGUCAACUGGAGGGUUUUCGAUUCCCCGGCUGUACGUGACAAGGAGUAGGGUCGCCUGUCCAACCUCAUUUUUUUUCUCCAGGUCCUCCAGUUUUCUCUUACUGCUAAAGACCCCUACGCGCAAGCAAAUAAUGGAAAUAAAAUUAAAUCAUGUUAGUCCCGCAAUGGCCUCGUUUGUGUCAAGUGGACGUUAAACUCCAUUCUGUCUCUCUCUGAUUAAUGAUUUUAAUGCUGUGUAUAGAAUUUUCUACAUAGAAUAAAGGGGAUGGGUUUGGGUAUACUUCACUGUAUAAUAUUAUUAUUCAGAGUACACUUUAAAUAGUCUAGGUAAUAUUUAAAUAUCUUUAAUAUAUUAUGUUAUAUGCUUUGUUUGCAGUAUUAUGAGCCUUUACAUAAUAAAUGUAUAUGUCUGUAGAUUUCCUUUAUGGAAUGGCACCACUACAUGUAGUUUAGGAACUAUUUAUACCAGAGUAAAAAUGAUGGGAAUAAAAGUUAGUCCAUAUGAUAAUCCUUCUUUAUUUCUCACUGGUAUUUAAUUUAUAAUACUACAAUGAUAUAUUUGUAUUUUUAGACUGAGAUUAUUAUCAUAUAGUGUACACUCUGAUUUACUGUAUGUAUACCCAUAUAUUUUUCUAAUUUUAGUUUUUUGUGUUUUGAGUUUAUAAAGACUUUGUAAACAUUUUUAAAACAUUCCCAUUUUUUGAUCAAGAUCACAUUUUCAAUUUGAUGCAUGAAAUAUUUUACAAUUUAUAUCAAUAACGAAUAUUUAUACAAUACAUAUGGGUUUGAUUUCACUUCUAACUGUACAAAAUAUAAUUAUUAACUUGUACCAUUUAAAACAAGCCUCUGAAACAGAACUGAGAAAUACAGAUGGAAAACAUCAUGGGUAUCCACUUCCUUUUUGUUUCAGCACUGACCCAUCUUAUGAUGGUCAUUUUUAUGGAAGUAAAUCUAGCAUUUAGCUGUAGUUAAGCAUAUUAUUUUAACAUUUGCUCUUUUUCUCAUCAUAAUGAUAGGCAAUCUGAACGACAGACUCACCCUACCUGCAGAGAAGUGACUCUGACACAGUGAAUAGCCAUGAUAUCCAUAUGACGUUAUCUAAACGUCACAGGUCAUGAGGUCACAUCACCAAACAAAUGUUAACACCAUCAUUAUGAUCAUUAUCAACCUUACAAGACACAAUGUUACAUUGUAAACAAUAGCCUUCUUGCAGCCUUCUUGCAGCCUUUAGGACUGUAUAAUCCGUACAGAACGUCUUAUCGCUUCUUCCAAUGAUUUUUCAGAAAAAUAACAUCAUCUACAACUCUAGAUUUGACAUCGGCAUAUUGGCACUAUUUUGUGCUUCGGUCGUGUCUAUUUCAGAUAUACACAAUCAAUUCUGUUAAUGUUUUUAGCGUGGGGAUUGACUAAAAGUUAAUUUAUUUCAGUUCUAAACAAAAAUUUAAAACUUUAACGCAAUUUUAAAAAAAUAGCCAAAUUCUGGCUGGGAUUACUGAGCAAAAUGGCCAUUCACUGUAUACGUGCGAAAAAAAAGCCAGCUACCGUUUAAUUUCCGUACGUUAGUUACGUAGGAAUGAUAGGGUCACAUUCUAUAUUAGUUUUAAUAUAUACAAUAGUUAGAUAUAUUACUGUUAACUUUUAUAUGCUCAAAUUCUUAUUAUAUUAUACAUUGUCAUAUAGUUUGAAUUAUUACUCAGUUUUAUCUACUUUAAUUCAUAUAUUUACAUUAUACAUGGUUUACAUUUUAAAGGUACACUAUGCCAUAAAAUCCAAGAUCAUCAUGAUACUCUGUUUGGUGUGUUUAAAGAUAUAAUUUUAAUUAAAUUCAAGUUUUUAUGAGUCUAAUUUUCUAAAGUACUUAAGGACUAGUAGCAGAAUUUUAAUCUGAUUGAUACAUGUGUAAAUGUGACAGGUGCACAUCAUGUUUUUGUUAACAAACCUGUUUGGUAAUGAUUUGAACACUGUUAUAUGUAUGUUAUUGAGGACCUAUCAAAUAGGUCUUUUUAUUCAAUGAUUAUAAUUACGCUUAUGGUGUUUUGUUGGGUUUUUUUUUAAAUUUUAGUACCAUCAUUCACUAUUAUUUUAGAAUAAAAAAAAAACAGUUUAUCAGUUAUGUUACAUUGUUCAAGAUUUGGUGACUUAUACCUAAGGCAGACAAGCAUAUUUUUUUGCCCUGUCGCACCGAUUUUAAAAUUGCCUGUGUGUCUGUUCACAACAACGACGAUUCUGCACGCGAACCAUUUGCCCAUUCAAUCGCCCAUAUCUAGCAUAUUUGAUAUUUUCGGCUCAUCUGUCCGUAUCCAGCAUAUAUUGUCGAGUGAACCAUUUUUAUAAGCCAGUCGGAGACAUCAUUGAUUUCACAUGAUCUCAAAAUGGCUACCUCAACUGCCAAAGCGUUGAGUCUGAGGAAAGAAAAAGAAUUGAUGAUUCUUUGAUCAGAAAGGCGUUGCCUGUUUGACAUCACGAUUUCAGAGUUUUAGGAGCAAAUGAAUAGCAGCUACCACAGCAAUCUUACGUUUUCAGCGAAUCGCCAGUCACAGGAUCAAUGUAAUUUACUCGCAGAGUGGUGUAUACUUUCGAGAAGAUCACUGUGUGCCCGUUCAUGAAUGGCCGUAAAAAAAUCAAUGGCAAAUUUCAAUUGCCACGAUCAGGUGAAAAAAUAUGCUUGUUUGCAGUACUCAUAGCCUAAGGUUAAUAAAAAAUUUGUACAAGUUGCACAUUUUGAAAAUAAUUUUAAGAAUUAAAUUUUAAUAAGAUAUGGGUGUGUUUUGUUUUUUAAUACUUUUUGUAGACAUAAGCACAGUCAAAUGUGCUAGUUAGUAAUUGUCAUUAUGCCAAUUGUAAUUAAAAUAUUAGGUGAGAAUAGGUGAUACCAAACCUUAUUCAACAUUAUCUGUUGGCUAGCACAGAUGUUAUUAAUGUUAAAUUUGGCUUUAAAACAGGUACUUUAAAGGAGCUAAACGUCUUUGAUAGAGGUCAUAAUAGAAAGGUCUGUAGAAUAAAAAUUUUGUUUUGAAAUAUAAAGCGAAAGUCAAUUUGUUUACUAAUUUUAGUUUAAGUUCUGUUUUAAAUUGUAGACAAUUAAACAUAAAAUCAGUCAGAUCUCAAAACUGACAAUAUCUGUAGACCUAAUUAGACAGAUACCCACCUCAUAAAACAAACUGACUGAUCAAAUCUUAUUAAUUGACAAUUUUAUUCAAAUCAAAGAAGGAUAGUCAUUUUAAACAUUGGGUGGAUUAUUUUUUUUUUUUAAAAAUUGGAAUUUAGCUCAUUACUUUAACAUAUGCUAUUAUAUGAUUACUAGAUAUACAUGUUAGUGUAUAAAUAGGUUUUAUAAUAUUUGUACUAUAUAUUGUACUAUUAUUGCUAUAGUUUUAGUGUUAUUGUUGAACUGGUGUAUAUUAACACAUAUUUAUAUCAUUUUACAUACAAUCAUUAUUAAGUAAUUGAAGACUUUACUUCCUAAAUGAGAUAUCUCCAUUUUAACAACUUGUGAAUCAAAUUAUCUGUUCCACUUUCUCGAAAAUAGAAUAGUUUUCCCAAAAAUUUGUGUUGAUUCCAUUAGGGAACUGACCUCUUCAAUUAUUCUUAAAAUCAUUUGUUUAAAGAUUUUCAUCUUGUUUUAAUCUUGUAAAUAUUUGUGUUUGUUAGUGUAAUAACAUUACUUAUAUUAUUCUACUCAGUAUAUAUAUACUGGAUAUUGCAUAAUAUAAAUGUACUUGAUAUAUGUAGAUAUAACUAUUCAAAUCACACUAAAUAAACACUGUAUAUUGAAUUAAAUUCUUCUCCAAUACUGAAUAGACUUCAUUUACAUAUAUUCACAGUUUAGAGGAAAUUUUCAUAUUGUGUUUUUCCUGUCAUAGUUUGUAGAUGAUAACUCUGUAUUAUUUUCCUUAUGAAGUUCUUCCAAUGCGAUUCUUUUUAGAAGAAAACUUUUUAACAUCUGAAUGAGAACAUUGAGGGUAAUCAAACUGAAUAUUAAAUACUCCUUGUAAAAUGAACCAAUGUUCAAACUAUUGCAAUGAAAUUUAAAAAAAAUAUCUCCAUGUAUUAUUUAAAUAAUUGACAGAGUACAUACACCCACAUUUGUGUAUAAUUAGAUGGCAUGGUUGAGGAUAUUCAUAGUCAGGCUUUUAAAAAUUGCAAAGCAACUAAAAAUAUUUAUUAAAUGUGGUUGGUUUGAAGGUGCGCCUACUAUUUAAAGAGUCUAUGUUAGAUGUAAGACAUCAUAAGUGUUCUGUGUCCAAGAAAGUUUGUUGAAAGUGUGACAAUUUGAGACAGUUUAAAUGACAAUUGAAAGAAAGUUAGAACUGAGGGAAUCAAAAAUACAAAUAUUUUGUAUAAAAAUUCUUUAUCUUUUUAUGAUUGCCUUUAUAUAAUUGUGAUUUCAUUUUUACCACAAAAUAGUAUGUGUAGAAGUACAGUUUCGAUUAGAUUAAACAUUUUUGCAAUUUAAUAAAUUUUACCUUUUCUGCUUAUAUAGCCCACCAAUUUUGAUAUGCCGUGUUCUCAAUUCAUAUGGUUAGUUUGUUUAUUAUUUAAAACAAAAAGCACCCAAAUAAGAUGGUUGGAAAGUAUUUUACUUAAAUUUCUAUUUAUUUAUUAUUUUGUCUAGUCAAAAGAAUUUUAUUCAUGCAAGAAUAGUAAUUAAUUAUUUCAUAACUCUUAUUUUAUUUAGAAAAUUCUACUGAAAUAUUCAUCAACUGGAUGUAUUAUGGCGGUAUAUUAGAUUCAAAAUUCUAACAUGCUAUCAUCUAAUUUCUAACUUCUGUUAAUGUCAUUUUUAAAUUAAGACAAUGUAUAAUCCAACUUCUUUACUUGUUCAGUGUAAAUUUUAAUUCUGUUUCAUCUUAUUUCUAUUAAGACGAAAAACAUCUUCAUCAUUGAUGCUAAACACGUGAAGCAUGAACAUCAACGAAUUUAGAAUUUUUACUCUUCUGCCUAGCAACUAUCAUUAUGAAGUCGUUUGGUGUUGACACUGCUGCUCAUUUGAUGAUUGCGCACCUGGUCGGGACCAUUAUGUGUGGUUGAUGGUUGGACGGAGGGCUGAAAUAUAGAGAGAUAAAUGUCGUUUAACGACCACUCGACACAAGACCCCUACGCACAAGAGAAUUAUUGAAAUAUGUUAGUCCCGAAAUGACCUAGUUUGUGUCGAGUAUACGUUAAACCCUAUUUCUCUCUCUAGCUCUCUUACUUUUGCCAGUGUGUAUACUAGCUGACAAUGUUAUAUAAUCCAUAGAUAUAUUUCCCUAUGAUAUAACCGAUAUCUUCCGGUGUGGUUCUCCAUCUCUUGUUAUUGACACAGGAUGGGGGUCUGGCACGGACAGUGGCUAGUCGUUUGGAUGGUAUAAAGAGACAUUUUUUAGAAGAGUAAAAGAAUAUAGACCAAAAGUAUAUUAAUAUUAAUUGGUUUAACUGUAAAAAAAAAAUCAAAUAAAAGUCUCCAAAUCCUGCACUUGUCUUUAAAAAGAAAAUGAACAAAUGCUGUUUAGCUUAUAUUUGAAAUAGUAUUUGCAAACCAUAUCAUGUUCGAUGUUUUCAAUUUUAACACUCCGUUAUACCAUUCAACCUGACGAAGAGCGAGUCGUUUGUAUCAACAUAAUGGUCCCAAUCAGGUGCUCAGUCGCCAAUUUGAGCACACGGUGGCGACACCAAAUGACGUCAUAAUGAUGGUUGCUAGGUAGAAGUUUCAAAUUUCUAAAUUUGUUUGACGUUCAUGCUUAACAUGUAAAGCGACAACAAAGUAGACAUUUUUCGUCUUAAUAAUAUCAAUAAGAUGAAACAGAAUUAAAAUUUACACUGAACAAAUAAAGAAGUUGGAUUAUACAUACAUUGUCUUAAUUUAGAAAUUAGAUGAUAGCGUGUUAGAAUUUUAAAUCUAAUAUACCACCAUAAUAUAUUUGUAUGGAAAAAAAAAAAUUGCAGUUUGUAGAUCUGAAUGAGUACCAGCAAUAAGAAACCACACAUUAACUAUUUUUAAAAUUCAAUAACAUUAAAUCACAUUUCCAUUGCUAAAACAUGUUUUUGCUCAUUUGCUCAUAGUGUUGCAGAAUUUCAGCAUAUUUAUUUUAAUUGCCAUACUAUUAUGAUUUAACUUUUUUUUUGUAACCAUAUAUAUGUCAUGGUAGAUUAUUAGUUUUGUCAAUAAAUUAUACAAGACUUUA
Patella vulgata (common limpet) is the source of this 8863-nucleotide messenger RNA. Its product is annotated as sodium- and chloride-dependent betaine transporter. Gene Ontology annotation, biological process: sodium ion transmembrane transport. NCBI's taxonomy places the organism in Eukaryota, Metazoa, Mollusca, Gastropoda, Patellidae. Bases 285 to 2102 code for a protein of 605 amino acids. Gene Ontology annotation, cellular component: membrane. The transcript has 15 exons. The record is from RefSeq and is a predicted model, not a curated record.